AUUUUAGUUUGAUAUUUUAUUUCUUUUGUGAAAAGUUUCGAACCGGGAAAGGUCAUUGUACGGAGGCGGACCAGUUCAAACUUCACAUCCACCCAGCGCCGACUCUUGCACACGUUUCCAACGCUCAAAUUCCUCCGAACGGCGACGUAUUAGACUCUCAUUCGUUGCUUGCUUCCCGUAGAAAUCACCAGCCCCAACCCAAUCACGGACGACAACCAUUCCCCACCCUCUCUCUAGGGUUUUUUAAUCCAAUUCCAAUACAACAGCAAAUGUCCUCCACCGGAUACAGUAGCCUACCGCCAUAUAAUGGCGCCGGCGGCAGCGGCGGGGGCGGGGCCGGAGUCUUCUUCCGAGCCAAAUCGCGUACCCAGUCGCUCUUCGCCAUGCGCCGCCCCUGGCGCGAGCUCUUGGCUCACCCUGCCUCCUACUCUAUACCGUACAGUUUCAGCGAUUUCGCCUCUCGCCUCAAGCGCAACCUCGGUUACUUCCGCGUCAACUAUGCCAUGAUCGUGCUUUUUAUUCUCUUCCUCAGCCUUGUGUACCACCCGAUCUCGAUGAUUGUCUUUCUAAUAGUCUUCUUGUUCUGGUUUCUGCUCUAUUUCUUCCGUGAUGAGCCGAUCGUGGUGUUCCAUCGCACGGUGGAUGAUCGCGUGGUGCUGAUUGCGCUUGGAGUUGUGACGAUUGCAAGUUUAGUUUCCACACGCGUGUGGUUGAAUGUUUUGGUCUCUGUUUUGAUUGGAGCGGCGGUGGUGGUUCUGCACGCGACCUUCAGGGUUACGGAAGAUUUGUUUCUGAAUGAAGAUGAGGUUGCUGAAGGCGGGUUGCUCUCCGUUGUUGGAACUACUUUUUGAUAGAAAAAGUUCCGACUUUCUAGUGCUUUUGAAAAUUUUGGCAAGGAAUUAGAAUGGUAAUUCGAUGAAUUAGGUACUUUCUUGGAUAGAAAUUGCCCAGAUAUUAAAUCAAAGGUUUGAAUAUUUUUACGUUCUCCCUCCCUACUCAAGUAGUAUAAACUUUUUGUAUAUAUAUAAUGCCGUGUUUUUCUUUCCGAUA
Sesamum indicum (sesame) is the source of this 1050-nucleotide messenger RNA. RefSeq names its product PRA1 family protein F2. The record is from RefSeq and is a predicted model, not a curated record. Gene Ontology annotation, biological process: vesicle-mediated transport. Lineage: Eukaryota; Viridiplantae; Streptophyta; Magnoliopsida; Lamiales; Pedaliaceae. Gene Ontology annotation, cellular component: Golgi apparatus; endoplasmic reticulum.